CAAAUUUUCUUUACAUUUAUUUAUUUUUCUGAAGCUUGUAGCCCGGUUGACAAAAUCAUUGGAGGUUAUGAAUGUCCUCCAAACUCACAGCCCUGGCAGAUCUACAUUACUAAUGAUGGGCAACGCUGGUGUGGAGCAUCUCUGAUUAACGAGAGCUGGGCCGUUUCUGCUGCUCACUGCAACAUUGGAGCUAAUCUUCUUACUGUCUACCUGGGAAAGCACAACAUAGAUGUUGUAGAAAAAACAGAGCAGCGGAUCAGGACCGAGAAAGUGUUUCCUCACCCAGAAUUUAAAUUUCCUUCAGAGGACAAUGACAUCAUGCUGAUCAAGCUGAAAGACCCUGCAGUGUUCAACCAGUAUGUUCAGCCGAUUCCUCUGGCGACCAGCUGUUCUUCUGAAGGAGAGCAGUGCUUGGUUUCUGGAUGGGGCUACACUGAAGUUGGUUUACCUUCUGUGCUGCAGUGUUUGGAUUUGGCUGUACAGUCGAGACAGGAGUGUGAGCGUGUGUAUAAAGAUAAGUUUACUCAGAACAUGCUCUGUGCUGGAUUCAUGGAGGGAGGAAAAGGCGUUUGUCAUGGUGACUCUGGUGGUCCGCUUGUGUGCAAUGGUGAACUACGAGGAGUUGUUUCGUGGGGUGCAGGCUGUGCUGAACCAGGAUAUCCUGCAGUUUAUGUUGAGGUCUGCCGUUACAGUGACUGGAUCGCAACCACCAUCGCAAAUAACUAACUGUUUGUUCAGCUCAUUUGGGCCUUCUGAAAGUAUCUUUGAUUAAACAGCUUUCUCAGCCUGCAACAAAACAAAAGUAUUUCUGUUCUUAUUUUAUAUGGACAACAGUUGCUAUAAUAUAAAAUAUGUUUCUUGGGGCUACUACUGUGGUUUAAAAGAAAAACCUGAAUAUUUUGAGAUAUCUCGCUGCUUCUGCACAGACUAGGCUAAUAGCAUUGUAGCUAACUAACUAUUUGUUUUUGCCUGGGUUUAAUGUAAUCCUAAAAUAUUUUAAAUUAAAUUCAGCUUGAAACUUG
Danio rerio (zebrafish) is the source of this 1022-nucleotide messenger RNA. Lineage: Eukaryota; Metazoa; Chordata; Actinopteri; Cypriniformes; Danionidae. The record is from RefSeq and is a predicted model, not a curated record.